AUGACUGUCAAGAUGAAGGCAUACCGAUUGUCUUUCACGCUAUCGAUGCUGAUAAGAGACAAAAGCGACAAAGUAAAAGAGCAAAUCCGCGACCAACUUAGUCAGGAAACUAUAGUUGGCGGCUUCUCUCUUGAUCCGGUAUAUCAGGUUACUGAGGAUGCCGAUAUUAUAACAGUCAGUAAUAAUCCUAAGGAAAACAUCUCGGAUAUUCAAUACAUUAUCCAUGUGCUUUUUCUCAGCUCUAUCCGCGAUACAGCAGGGUCCUCCCUUUUAGAAGGCACAGCGCGCCUCUUCACGGCAUCAGUUGUCUCUCACCUACCGGCCAAUGAAACCCUCACUCUCAAGUUCUUUAUCCCAAAGUCCCCUACUUGGGCGGCCAUCCGCCCCGCUCAAAGUGAAGUUAUUAAAGCUCUAUCCUCUCAAUCAGCCAAAGAAGAGAACCGAGAAGAUCACUUCCCUAUCGGCGCGCUACACACCUUCUAUGCAGGCGACGAACAAUCCCCUGCAGAACACCACAUGACGCCACAACUCAUUGUCCUCGAUCGCGCCAAGUUUGUCUCCGAGGCUGGAGUUUAUUUCUACAAGGCGUACUGGGAUUCGACCGGAAAUGUGAACCUCUACGCAGCGGAUGCUCCCGAUGAUACGCAGGUUUCGCGUGGCGUGGACUUCGGUACGACUGCCGGACGGUUGGGGCUAGUGGUUCCUGACAGGUAA
Molecule: messenger RNA, 714 nt
Organism: Penicillium robsamsonii
Lineage: Eukaryota; Fungi; Ascomycota; Eurotiomycetes; Eurotiales; Aspergillaceae
Exons: 2
Coding region: 1-714 (237 amino acids)
Source: RefSeq, a predicted model, not a curated record